Molecule: messenger RNA, 4949 nt
Organism: Capra hircus (goat)
Lineage: Eukaryota; Metazoa; Chordata; Mammalia; Artiodactyla; Bovidae
Gene: ZNF316
Product: zinc finger protein 316
Exons: 6
Coding region: 138-3104 (988 amino acids)
Biological process (GO): regulation of transcription by RNA polymerase II
Cellular component (GO): nucleus
Molecular function (GO): DNA-binding transcription factor activity, RNA polymerase II-specific; sequence-specific DNA binding
Source: RefSeq, a predicted model, not a curated record
CGCAGCUCCGGGGCCGUCACUUUGUGUAGCGCGGGGCGCGCAGGCCCCGGCCCGGCCCGGGUGUCCGGCGGCGGCUCGGCGGCUGGCGCGCGCGGUGAGCGGGCGGCGCGGCCGAGUUGAGGCUCCUGGCAGAGGCGAUGGCAGCCCCUCGCACGACUCAAGACUCGCCCGCUGCCCAGCUGGAGAGGCUGGACGGAUCGGAGUGUGGUCCUGACCAAGAGGAAGACGAGGAGGAAGGAAAGGGGGAGGAGGUGGAGGCGCUGGAGGAGCGGCUAGUGGAGGUGGUGGUGGACGCGGAUGUGGAGGUGGAUGGCACAGUGGAGGCGGCGCUGGCAGAAGAGCAGAGUCCAGCAUCGGGGGCCCAGGAGUGCCCCCGCGGUGGCAGGGACACCGAGUCGCCGGGCCUUCAGGAAAAGGCCCUGCAGGCCUCCUGGGCUCCAGCCACGCCGGGGGAUGAGGACCUGGAGCGGGAUGGGGAGGGGGACGAAGAGGAGGAGGACGAGGACGAGGUCGACUCCCUGACGUCUGGGUCUCAGGGGCUGGUGACCUUUGAAGACGUGGCUGUGUACUUCUCCCUGGAGGAGUGGGAAAGGCUGGACGCAGACCAGCGGGAGCUCUACAAGGAGGUCAUGCGGGAAAACUAUGGGAUCCUGGUGUCCUUGGGAUACCCAGUCCCCAAGCCGGAUCUGAUCUUCCGGCUGGAGCAGGGAGAGGAGCCGUGGGUCCCGGACAGCCCCCGUCCCGAGGAGGGAGACAUCGUCACUGGCGUCUACACAGGGGCCUGGUUCUGGACUGAUGACAUAGAGGACCAUGAGGAGGACGACGAUGAAGACUUCCUGGCAGAGGUGGCAGAGGAGGAGAACGAGCCCCCGGGGCUGUGGUCGGCGGCCUACGGAGUGGGCGAUGUGCCUGGGACCUGGGGCCCUGAUGACUCGGAUUCUGCGCAGACUCCGGAGGGCUGGGGUCUGGACCCCGGCGGGCUCGGGGUCCUGGCCCCGGGGUCUGAGUCGAAGCCCUUUCUGCCGGACCGGGAGCCGGGUACGAGCCUCCUGGCGCCCUGGGCGUUCCCAGCCGCGGUGGCCGCGCCAGCCGGGCGCCCGGAGACGACCUGCGACGUGUGCGGCAAGGUGUUCCCACACCGGUCCCGGCUGGCAAAGCACCAGCGCUACCACGCGGCAGUCAAGCCCUUCGGCUGUGACGAGUGCGGCAAGGGCUUCGUGUACCGCUCGCACCUGGCCAUCCACCAGCGCACGCACACCGGCGAGAAGCCCUUCCCGUGCCCAGACUGCGGCAAGCGCUUCGUGUACAAGUCGCACCUGGUCACGCACCGUCGCAUCCACACGGGCGAACGGCCUUACCGCUGCGCCUUCUGCGGCGCGGGCUUUGGGCGCCGCUCCUACCUGGUCACGCACCAGCGCACGCACACAGGGGAGCGGCCCUACCCCUGCCCACACUGCGGCCGCAGCUUCAGCCAGAGCUCGGCGCUUGCGCGGCACCAGGCGGUGCACACGGCCGACCGGCCCCACUGCUGCCCCGACUGCGGCCAGGCCUUCCGCCUCCGCGCCGACUUCCAGCGCCAUCGACGGGGUGGCGGCUGUGCGGAGCCGGGCAGCGAGGGCCCUCGGCGGGAGCCCUGCAGUGAGACGGGGCCCGCAGCGGGGCCCGAGGAGGCCGAGGCAGGGCCAGAGGGGCUGGAGGGGCCCGAGAUCGAUGAGGCGGACGGAGAGACUGAGGGAGAAGCCGAGGUGAGAGAGGCGGCGGUGGAGGCACCCACCCCGCGGAGCAAGGACGACCCUGAACCGGACAGGCGGUUUCUGGGGCUGGGCAACGGCCUGGGGGAGGGCGAAGGCCCUUCUUCGCACCCGCUCGGCUUCCACUUUCCCAUGCACCCCAAAUCUUGGCUCCACCCGGAUGGCUUUCCGAUCCUGGGCCUCCCGGACUUCGGGGAGCGGCUGCCGGCCGACGGGCGCCCCCUGCCCGGACCCCUGGGGGGCCGGCUCUCCCUGGUGGAGGGCACCGGGCUGGCCUGCGACCCUUUUGGCGGCGGGGCUGGGCCUGGAGGCGCCAGCGGCCUGCGCGCGUUCGGGCCUGCUGUCGGGGGGCUGCUGGCGGAGCCGGCACCCGCCGCGCUAGCCGAGGAGGAGAGCCCGUGGAUCUGCUCCGACUGCGGCAAGACGUUCGGGCGUCGCGCGGCUCUGGCCAAGCACCAGCGCUACCACGCAGGCGAGCGGCCGCACCGCUGCGCCGACUGCGGCAAGAGCUUCGUGUACGGUUCGCACCUGGCGCGCCACCGCCGCACGCACACCGGCGAGCGGCCCUUCCCGUGCCCGGAGUGCGGCGCGCGCUUCGCCCGUGGCUCGCACCUGGCGGCGCACGUGCGCGGCCACACGGGGGAGAAGCCCUUCGUCUGCGGCGUGUGCGGCGCGGGCUUCAGCCGGCGCGCGCACCUGACGGCGCACGGGCGCGCGCACACGGGCGAGCGGCCCUACGCGUGCGGCGAGUGCGGCCGCCGCUUCGGGCAGAGCGCGGCGCUGACGCGGCACCAGUGGGCGCACGCCGAGGAGAAGCCGCACCGCUGCCCCGACUGCGGCAAGGGCUUCGGCCACAGCUCGGACUUCAAGCGGCACCGGCGCACGCACACGGGCGAGAAGCCCUUCCGCUGCACCGACUGCGGCCGCGGCUUCGCGCAGCGCUCCAACCUGGCCAAGCACCGGCGCGGCCACACGGGCGAGCGGCCCUUCCCGUGCCCUGAGUGCGGCAAGCGCUUCUCGCAGCGCUCGGUGCUCGUGACGCACCAGCGCACGCACACGGGCGAGCGGCCCUACGCCUGCGCCAACUGCGGCCGCCGCUUCUCGCAGAGCUCGCACCUGCUCACCCACAUGAAGACGCACCGCGGCGCGGCGGGCGCGCCGGUCCAGGCGCCCGCGGCGCCCGUGCCCAAGGCCGAGGCGCCCGCCAAGGGGCUGCCGAGCGCGGGCGCAGGGACCGGGCCCGAGGAGCACGGCAGUACCCUGCUGGAGUUCGCGGGCGGAACGAGCUUUGGCUCCGAGCCGACGGCCGCCUUCGCGGGGCCUUCGGGCGUCUACGAGGAGACCAUCCUGUGAGGGCCUGUGACGGAGGCGCAGGCCGCUAGGCCGCCGGCCCUUUGCUCCUCUGGCCUCGGGGGAUGCUGAGGGCCCCAGCCUGGUGCGGUGCCUUACCCUCAGCCCCGGUGCACCGGCCUCAGGCUUCCCUCCUGCUCGGCCCUAGAGAACCGGCCGCCGAGCUCGCAUGGCCGUGCGGGGGGCGCGGGGGGCGAGGCGAGCCGCGCGCGGAGCCGAUGGGGCAGGGGCGGCCACCCCGAUGGGAGACUGCGACAUCCCUGGAUCGAUGCGGUGAGGCCACGCGGUGGGGACGGCCGGCGAUGUUAUUUAUUUUACCCGGGUUCGAUUUGGGUGGUCCAGGGGAGAGGUGGCAUGUGAGUGAGUAACGGGGGUUUAACGUAUCGGCGAGGGAGGGGAAGGCCUUGCGUCAAGGGAGGGUGGGGUGGUCGAGGGAUUUGGCUGACGACUUCUUCCCAUUCCUCAGCGGGAGACUUCAGGGAUCUCCUGGCCCUUCAGAGUAUGUCCAGGAAACGUUAAGGACUGUGCGUGGCGAGGGGAGACCUCGUGGGUUUUCAGAGGACGGUGUUCCUCCCUAAUCCGGGGUGGGGGAAGCAGAGAUGCACCUGGGAAAGCUUUUAUUCUGUGACCGCGGAUAUUUGUUUCCAGUGCUUGUAUGGCCUGAAGAAUCUGGAAGGAGGAGAAAAAAGCCAGAAACCAAACCGUGGCCCCAUGCAAGGUGGGGUAGGAUCGGGUAGCAGGUGUCCACAGGGUCCCCAGGGACCUUGAAGCCUUACUCUCCAGGGUCCUCACUCUGCUCACCCCACUGGAGCGCCGAGAUCCAGCCUGGUGGCGUGGGGUUUAGUCUUAACUCCCCCUUGGAAUCCUUUGGUGCCCUUACCCUGGGCAGCUGGAGGCACGCACUCAGAGAUUCCCCCACAGCGCUGCCUUCGGCUCCCCGGCUCCUCUGCCUGCACGGGGGCGGGACAUACAGGGCCCUGCUCUUCUGAGCCCGUGGCUCGCUUAGAUCCAAUAACCCAGCGUAAAGUGACAGAGGUCGGUAGCAAGGUCGUUUCUUAACAUCCCAUGAUUAGGGCUGUGACCGCCCAGCCCUCUCACCCCAGGCUCCUUUCACUCUGCCUCUGUUUUCCUUCUACGCUAGAAGCCAGCAGUGUUUCUGUUUAGAUUCCCAUUUCACAGAGUGGGCGGUAAGCCAUCCACCUUGGGGGUUCCGACCUGAGCCCGUGGCUCAGUGACUGACCAAGAAUCCAACUAUGCAAGGCCCGUGGCCAGCACCCACCUUCCAGGCCGGCCGUUUGGAGCCACUAGGUCACCUGCAAGACACCUGCCCCGCCCCACCUUGAUGUUUUUUUUUGGCCAAUAUGAGUGGGGCCAGAAAACCGGAAUUUUGAAGCACCCUUAUUCUCUUCUAGACCUAGUCCCUUCUGUGUUAGUGUAGAUGUGGCCGUGGGGCCUGAGAGCCGGCAGCCAGACUGCUAGAGGCUGGGCAGUAGGAGGCAGCGUAGUCACCGUAGUCGGUGGGUGGGAGGAGGGCCUGGACUGCCGGAUGGUGGUGGUGAGAAUUAGCCUGGCCGAUGGGGGUGGAGUGGGUGGGGUGGGGGGUGAGGAGGACAGGGAUUCCCAGGGAGGCACCAGCGGUGUUGGCUGGUGCCCUCUGUCCCUGGCCUCUCUCCCGCUGUGGGAAGGCGCCUCAGGAAGGGCCCAGGGCAAGGUGGGCCAGCCCUGCUUGGCCAGGGUCCGGUCCAUGCCCAUCCUGCAUGGCCCAGCCUUUGAGCACAGACCUGCAGCCCUGCCCCACAGCUGUUGGCAGGAGGAAGGACCUAGCUUUAAUAAAGAGUGGACAAACGA